AGGCAUUUCCAAACAUUGAUAGCAGCAGCCUUAAUGUAUAUGUAAAUAAUUAUUUAUUUAGUAAAUGAAUUGAUCAUAGUGUAUAGUGGGUAGAGUGUUGUGACUAAGAUUUUCACUCAAAACGGGCAAUUUUUUUAAUGUUGGCGAGAUGAAAUUCAAUUUUUUGUGGUGGACUAUUGCGCUUUUGCUCGUCGGCAAUAUAGAAACGAUUUCCCCGGAUGGACGUAAAAAGCUUUGGAAAAUUGUUUGGGAUUAUUGGAUGUGUUUUCUUGGAUAUUCGCAGUUCAGUUCAGACAAGCAGCUGAAUAUUACUCAAUUGCUGAAGAAUUACAACUACACAGUAGAAGCACACGAUGUUGUAACUGAAGACGGUUACAUUCUAACAGCCCAUCGAGUUCCGUAUGGUCGAAAUGGCGCAGGCAAAGAAGUUCCAAACCGCCCAGUUGCUCUUUUAGGACACUGUUUGGCCUGUUCUUCCAUAGAUUGGGUCUGGCAGGGGCCAAACAACUCUUUGGCCCUGAUGUUGGCUGAUGCUGGCUACGAUGUUUGGCUGGUUAAUAACAGAGGCAACGUUCACUCCAUGAGGCAUCAGACUCUAUCCACGUCUGAUGCGAAGUUUUGGGACUUCAGUUUCCAUGAAAAAGGCUACUACGAUCUGCCAGCAAUUGUCGACUAUAUUUUAGAUUUUGCCCAAGUCGAUAAUAUCACUUAUGUUGGGCAUUCGCAAGGAACCACAGCCAGCUUAGUGUUGACCACUUCCAGGCCAGAGUACAACGAUAAGUUCAAUUUGAUGGUGCUUUUUAGUCCUAUUGUAUAUUUGGAUCAUAUGAGCAGUCCUUCAGUCCGGUUUCUUGCUAAGUACUUCAGCUUGAUUAAGGCAGCAUCAACUGUGCUUAAUGUGCACGGAAUUCCAUACACACCAGCCAUUAAUAUCCUGGCAGAAACAAUAUGUAACGAGGACAGCUCACUUCAAGGAUUCUGCAUAUUUUUGAUCCAGUUAUUUGCUGGAUUCGACUACAACCAAGUGGAUCGAUCCAAAUUGGCUGUGUAUCUUUCAAACACCCCGAACGGGAUUUCUAUUAAGGACAUGGAGCAUUUCAUACAGCUGGUUUACUCAGGCGAAUUUCGGCAAUUUGAUUUCGGAAGCGACUUGGCCAAUUUGCUACAUUACAAAACAGCUCAGCCACCCUCUUAUGACUUUAAGAACCUUAAAGCUCCCCUUGGAGUGUAUUACGCAAAAAAUGAUUUCCUGGCUACCGUUACUGACGUCGAAAGGUUUCUUGCGCAGCUAAGCCACGACACUCUAGAAACAUAUUUAAUUGACUACGAUUUUUUUAACCAUUUGGACUUCGUCACUGCUAAGGACGCAAAAAGUCUUCUUUACGACAGAGUGGUUCGGCUAAUCGACCAAUCAAACCCCUCAAUUACUGCCAACCGGUUAAAAUAAAUAUGAAAAACCGUUCAA
This is a messenger RNA of Dendroctonus ponderosae (mountain pine beetle), 1465 nucleotides long. Its product is annotated as lipase 3. The record is from RefSeq and is a predicted model, not a curated record. The transcript is spliced from 7 exons. Bases 149 to 1447 code for a protein of 432 amino acids. Lineage: Eukaryota; Metazoa; Arthropoda; Insecta; Coleoptera; Curculionidae. Gene Ontology annotation, biological process: lipid metabolic process. Gene Ontology annotation, molecular function: hydrolase activity, acting on ester bonds.